This is a messenger RNA of Hipposideros armiger (great roundleaf bat), 577 nucleotides long. RefSeq names its product Purkinje cell protein 4 (gene PCP4). The transcript has 3 exons. Gene Ontology annotation, cellular component: cytoplasm. The record is from RefSeq and is a predicted model, not a curated record. Bases 111 to 299 code for a protein of 62 amino acids. Gene Ontology annotation, molecular function: calcium ion binding; calmodulin binding. NCBI's taxonomy places the organism in Eukaryota, Metazoa, Chordata, Mammalia, Chiroptera, Hipposideridae.
UGCCACCGGGCAGCCCUUUUUAAGAGAAAAGCCAGGACCGGUGGAGUAGCGACCCCUGGGCAGUGCUGUCUGUGCUGAUUGUGGGACCAGAGCAGCGGCGUUCAAGCAUCAUGAGUGAGCGACAAGGUGCUGGGGCAACCAAUGGAAAAGACAAGACAUCGGGCGAGAAUGAUGGGCAGAAGAAAGUUCAAGAAGAAUUUGACAUCGACAUGGAUGCGCCAGAGACAGAGCGUGCCGCGGUGGCCAUUCAGUCUCAGUUCAGGAAAUUCCAGAAGAAAAAGGCCGGGUCCCAGUCCUAGUGGGAGAGCCCCUUCCUAGUCUUCCAGAAGACACCAAAUUCAACCAUCAUCUAUCUGUCAAGAAAUUAAAGGAAACACCCUAGAGAGCAAUCAUCUGCCUACAAUCCACACACACAGCAGUCCCACAAUGCAUGUACAGAGACCCGUGAUAUUUAAACCCUCUUAGGAACGCGUAGACAGUGCAGUUGUCAGUGGCUGAAUCUCUGUUCAUCCCCAGUAUCACCCCUCCAGCAACUACUCUCCUUGAUGUUGUAAUAAAAUGGAGUUAAGAUGCGUGA